This is a messenger RNA of Lineus longissimus, 429 nucleotides long. RefSeq lists its product as uncharacterized. Lineage: Eukaryota; Metazoa; Nemertea; Pilidiophora; Heteronemertea; Lineidae. The coding region runs from base 16 to 429 and encodes 137 amino acids. The transcript is spliced from 4 exons. The record is from RefSeq and is a predicted model, not a curated record. Gene Ontology annotation, biological process: apoptotic process.
UGUGCGAGCGCAAGCAUGAUGGAGGACCAGGGUGCUAACGGAGUAGGGGCUGUCAGGCUUCCUUUUAAAAUCUCUUAUGGAGGGUGUCGAAAGGCGGCAAUUGCUGAUUCAUUUGACGAUUUACUUAAAAAAGCAUGCGAGAAAUUUGAUGUCAGCAAUGGGAAGAUACACCUUGAAGAAGAUCACACAGAAAUUGAUGAGGACUACUUCACCUUUUUGUCACUACAUCAGGUCCUUGAGCUUGAGGUUGAGAAUGUAGACAGUCCAAAUCCAAGUCAGAAAGACACUUUGCCACUUGCACGCAGAGCCUCUGUAAUCACAGAACCAUCUGAUUUUGAUGUUGAAGAAGUUCAAAAAGUCAUAUUCCUUGUGAUUUCAUCAACUUUUUCUGGUGUAUCAACAGCAUCGACACCAACUUCUGUGUCUUGA